CUCGUGCAUGAACACAGGGUGCACGCACACUGCUAGCAGAACCCAGUCAGUGUUACGGCACUAAAAUGUCAGGGAAGAGUUUCCGAGUGAGCGACGGGGACUGGAUUUGUCCCGAUAAAAAGUGUGGAAACGUGAACUUUGCUAGAAGAACUAGUUGUAAUAGAUGUGGCAGAGAGAAGACCACAGAGGCAAAAAUGAUGAAAGCAGGUGGAACAGAAAUAGGGAAAACCCUGGCUGAGAAGAGCAGAGGCCUGUUCAGUGCCAACGACUGGCAAUGUAAAACGUGCGGCAAUGUGAACUGGGCCAGGAGGUCAGAGUGCAACAUGUGUAAUACACCCAAAUAUGCCAAGCUUGAAGAGAGAACAGGUUAUGGUGGAGGCUUCAAUGAACGGGAGAAUGUUGAAUACAUUGAAAGGGAAGAAUCAGAUGGUGAAUAUGAUGAGUUUGGCAGGAAAAAGAAAAAGUACCGAGGCAAAACGAACAGCACGUCCUCCUCAAAAGAAAGUGAAAAGAAAGAAGUAUCGAAAGAUGAGGAGGAGGAAGAUGAAGAUGACGAUGACGAAGAUGGUGACCUUUCGAAGUACAAAUUGGAUGAUGAUGAUGAUGAAGAUGAAGAUGGAGACUUAUCUAAGUAUGACCUUGAUGCCAGUGACGAUGACGGGGAAAACAAACAAACUAAGAAAAAGGACAGCCGUUCGGGUUCCUCCCGUUCCCGCUCGUCCUCCCGCUCCUCCAGCUCCAGUUCACGGUCGAGGUCCAGGUCCCGUUCUAGAAGCUCAUCUAGUUCCAGAUCUGGAUCUCGCUCCAGGUCCCGUUCCAGAUCCAGCUCCAGGUCUGGAAAGGGCUCCUCUCCCAGGAAGGCAUCCCAUUCACCCUCCUCCUCACCAGAGAGGAGGAAGAAGCGCAGUCGCUCUAGGUCCUCAUCUGGAGGGAGGAAACGGAGGCGCUCUAGAUCCCAUUCGUCCGAAAGGCGCCGUGGCCAGUCCUCUGGAUCCUCCCAUUCUGGCUCCAGUUUGAAAAAGAAAUCACUUUAAUACAACCUUUAAAACAAGAAAAUGAACUUAAGUACCAGUGCAUGUUUUGUUGAAAGAAAAACAGCCACAUCCAUUCAGUAUAAGGUAGAUUUUUUUUUUUUUUGCAGAAUUUCCAGAGUCUUAUUUGCCUUUUUUUUCCCUCUUCUUUUUCUUUAACCACAUCCACCGUAAUCUGUGACAAGUAUCUGUAACUGUAGGUGUCCAAUAAACACAAGUGUUUGGUCUGAAAUUUUAAACAAAACAAAAAAAAAAAAUCAAAUAUACUGUGAAGAGACGUUGACGAAUUCUAAACCCAUUCAGCUUAGAAUAUUCAUUGCAGUGCAUUUUAUCUUUGUUUUAUUGUUGUUGUCUUUUUUGUUUUUGACCGAAGGGAAGAUUAUGAGAUUAUUGUUGUUGUUUUGUUUGUUUUUUGUUUUUCUUUUUUAAAAUCAGUUUCAUUUAAAAGAUGCACCAAAUUGAAAUGUGACAGAUGUAGCUGUUAACUCUGGCCUGUUUUGUUUGGGUAAGCCUCAGUAUCUUAUUUUAUGUUUUCAAGGUAAGUAUUUUUGAUAUGAUAUUCCCUCUUUUCAAAAGUGAUGUCAAACAGAUUUAACAAUCUUAAAUAAGGGGUUUUUCUGCAAAAUUUUAAUGCUUCUAUUUUGUUUAAUUUUCUUUUCUUUUUGUUAUUUAAUUCCAGUUGUGUCCUAAGUAGCCACUCUUUGUUUUGUCAUGGUAUCAGUAGAUGACAGCUGUCCAGACUAAUGACACACAAACAGCCCACACCUUAAGAUCCCAGUUAUUGGUAAAAUAUGAUCAUGAAGUCUUUUUAUUGGCAAAGCAACUGAAAUGUACACGUGUAAAUAAAAUCCUGUCAAAGUUG
Messenger RNA from Sphaeramia orbicularis (orbiculate cardinalfish), 1893 nucleotides. RefSeq names its product zinc finger, RAN-binding domain containing 2 (gene zranb2). NCBI's taxonomy places the organism in Eukaryota, Metazoa, Chordata, Actinopteri, Kurtiformes, Apogonidae. The coding region runs from base 66 to 1034 and encodes 322 amino acids. The transcript is spliced from 10 exons. Gene Ontology annotation, biological process: RNA processing. The record is from RefSeq and is a predicted model, not a curated record. Gene Ontology annotation, molecular function: lipopolysaccharide binding; RNA binding.